Trichoderma asperellum CBS 433.97 is the source of this 761-nucleotide messenger RNA. The record is from RefSeq and is a predicted model, not a curated record. NCBI's taxonomy places the organism in Eukaryota, Fungi, Ascomycota, Sordariomycetes, Hypocreales, Hypocreaceae.
UGGUGGCAGCAGCAGCAGCAGCAGCAGCAUUGUUGUUGCUGAAGUGAGGUGAGAGUGAAGAUAUGAAGGAGGCAGAUGCUAUUUACUAUGUGCCAACUAAUACCAUCAGUGGGUAGCAUUGAUAUUUAGUAGUACCACCACUGCUACUAUGCUGUUCAUGGCAUUGCCAUCUCAUCUAGAUGGAGCAGACGGGUGAAAUGAGAUGAAAAUGCCUGGCGCUAGGCAGUACAUUGUCUGUACAUUAUGCUAUAAAGACGUGAGAGAUAAGAUGAGGCCGUCCCCGAUUAGUGCCAUCACCACACUAUUGGACAUGGAGUCGCCAUGCAGGUACUCUGCGCUGCAGCACUGGCGCCGCGUCUGCACAAGUCACUCCCACGCACGCUCCCCUGCCAGCGGUCGGUCGCUCGCUCGCUUAAUGCUAUUCCCGGCAAACACUCUUGACUCUGAGUCUCGCUGCCGCAAUCUCUCAGGGCCUCGCACUGCACUUCACAGGCCUCCUCCUCCCGAGCUUAGCGCCCCCCCGAGCGCGGGCAUCUUGAAACCGCCCCUGCAGGGCCCUCCUCCGCGCCGCCUGAGUGGCCGCUGUGCAGCCGAUCGCCUCAGCACUACCAGGGGACGCUCAGGCACCUGUGGCCUGUGAUUGGCGCGCGGCUUUGGGGGGGCACCCCUGCUGCUUUUGAAGCUGCUGGGCUCGGCCGGUCUGGGGAGGGGAUGCGUUGGGCGGCGAUCUUUGGCUGCUUCCGGUUUCACAUUGAUCCAAC